AUGGGUACAAAAGAUGAGGAAAAGGGGAAGGCGCAGGAGGCCCUGCAGGAGCGGUACCGGCUGGGUUCCCUGCUGGGGUGCGGCGGAUUCGGCAGAGUCUUCGCACCAACGCGGCUCUCGGACGGCGCCCCGGGCACCAGCGCUCCCCUGGAGGUUGUGCUGCAGGACAAGGUGUCCACUGGCUUCCCCGGUGUCAUCCAGCUGCUGGAGUGGCUUGAGCUCCCCAACGACAUUGUGAUGGUGCUGGAGCGGCCAGAGCAGUCUCAGGACCUGCACCAUUUCAUUCGGGCACGGGGCUUCCUGUCCGAGGGGGUGGCGCGGCAGCUGUUCCGCCAGGUGCUGGAGGCCGUGCGGCACUGCACCAGCUGCGGGGUCCUGCACCGCGACAUCAAGCCAGAGAACAUCCUGGUUGACCUGGCCACCGGGCAGGCCAAAUUGAUUGACUUUGGCUGUGGCACCUACCUGCAAGAGACAGCCUACACUCACUUUGCAGGAACACCAUCAUACAGCCCCCCGGAAUGGACCCGCUUUGGCUGGUACCAUGGCGAGCCAGCUACCAUCUGGUCCCUGGGCAUCCUGCUGCACGAGAUGGUCUGCGGGAAGAUG
Messenger RNA from Passer domesticus (house sparrow), 606 nucleotides. Its product is annotated as serine/threonine-protein kinase pim-1-like. The record is from RefSeq and is a predicted model, not a curated record. Gene Ontology annotation, biological process: protein autophosphorylation. The transcript is spliced from 4 exons. Gene Ontology annotation, molecular function: protein serine/threonine kinase activity; ATP binding. Gene Ontology annotation, cellular component: cytoplasm. NCBI's taxonomy places the organism in Eukaryota, Metazoa, Chordata, Aves, Passeriformes, Passeridae. The annotation marks the transcript as partial.